AUGGAUCAAGAAAUGGAUGUAGUCUUACCACCUGAAAGAGUGAAGCUCUUCGACAAGGUGGUGACAUCAAGCGAUAUCAAACAGCAUCGUCUUGCCAUUCCCAAGUACCAUGCCAGGAUGCACUUUCCACUGCCUGAUCCAUCGGACUCAAAAGGUUCACUGUUGCGUAUGCAAGACAAUGAAGGAAAAAUGUGGAGAUUCAGGUUUAUAUUUUGGAAAAGUUAUCAGGGUUAUGUACUCACAAGUGAGUGGAACCAAUUUGUGAGGGAGAAAGGCCUCAGUGCUGGAGACACUGUCUGGUUUUAUCGCUCCACAGCACCAGACAUGCAACUCUACAUUGACUAUACUUCACAAGCCAAAAGUGAUGUUGCUACGUCGAAUUCAGAUGUAUUUGAACAGACACCAGAUGUUCGAGAGUUCAAGUUGUUCGGGGUCACUAUAAACUUUAGUUUAUGA
This is a messenger RNA of Daucus carota subsp. sativus, 456 nucleotides long. Its product is annotated as AP2/ERF and B3 domain-containing transcription factor RAV1. The record is from RefSeq and is a predicted model, not a curated record. The transcript has a single exon. The coding region runs from base 1 to 456 and encodes 151 amino acids. Lineage: Eukaryota; Viridiplantae; Streptophyta; Magnoliopsida; Apiales; Apiaceae. Gene Ontology annotation, molecular function: DNA binding; DNA-binding transcription factor activity.